GAUUUUUCGGCGCGUCUUACCCAAUGGUAAUACAAAAUUCCAAAAUGUCGACAAUUUCUGGCUUUUGAAUUAUCUUAACGACCGAAAACAACACACUGAGUGAUUAUUUCAUUGCCUACUAACGUGAAAACUAUAAAUCAUUUUCUCAUACACUCAUAUACUACUCAAGGUCUAUGAUAACAGGAUUUCUGGACCGAACUCAAUGGCAAAAUUUGGUAGCUGGUGUCGCCGGUGGAGUAACAUCUGUAUUGAUUCUACAUCCAUUAGAUUUAGCCAAAGUUAGAUUACAAGUGAAUGAAGGCACAGGUGUUGUUGCUUGCAGGCCUAAAACAACACGAGCAUUUCAAACUUUAUAUGAAAUUGUCCAAUAUCGAGGUUUACGAGGUCUUUACCUGGGUUUAACACCAAAUCUUAUUGGAGCUGGUAGUUCUUGGGGUAUAUACUUUUUUCUUUAUGAAGGCAUGAAAAGGUUCGCUCAACAAGGUGAAGAAUCUAAAGCACUUACAACUAUUCAAUAUUUGACCUAUGCCGCUGUAUCAGGCGCCAUAACAGUAUCCAUCGUCAAUCCGAUUUGGGUUAUUAAAACAAGACAGUGUUUACAGUAUGAAGAGGCGUUGAAGUCAAUGCAUAAAUCUCCAACAACAGUCCACUUCAAUGAGCCAAUACCAAAAUCUACUUGGAGUGCAUUACGUAAUUUAUGGAUAAAUGAAGGUUUUCUUGGCUUGUAUCGUGGUUAUCUACCCGGUUUGUUUGGUGUUAGUCAUGGUGCUAUACAGUUUAUGUUCUAUGAACAUUUUAAAAACGCCUAUAAUAAAUACCAUUACAAUAGACCAGUGAAUGAAAAGUUGUCGGCUCUUGAGUAUUUAACAUUCUCCUCCACGUCUAAAUUGAUUGCAGCUGUGAUAACAUAUCCUUAUCAAGUGAUUCGGUCAAGAAUGCAAGAUCAGCAUAGACAGUAUAAUGGAGUUAUUGAUGUUAUUCGACAAUUAUGGAGAGGUGAAGGCGUGCAUGGAUUUUACAAGGGACUUGUACCGCACAUCCUUCGAUGUACACCAGCCUGUGGAAUAACAUUUCUUGUAUAUGAAUACACGUUAAUCGCUUUCGAUUGGUUCAAAUAACAGUGGUGAUUAUAUUUGCUCUUAUUGUGAUUGCAUUUCUUCUCCACUGAAAGGAAGAGAAAACCCCCUUUUCCCAUACAACAAUAAAUCAUGUAGAUGAUAUCUGACCCUUGUUUUGCGUGGGGGCGGGGGAGGAGGGAGGAGCAUAAACGUGUGAUAACUUUUCACUGCCUAUACCGGUGGAUUGUAUAUUGUAAUGCUUAGUAUCAUUAUUAUUGUUAGUUUUUGUACAUACAGUUUACUGUUUCACUCCCAAUAUUAUUUUAGAAUUG
This is a messenger RNA of Trichobilharzia szidati, 1390 nucleotides long. NCBI's taxonomy places the organism in Eukaryota, Metazoa, Platyhelminthes, Trematoda, Strigeidida, Schistosomatidae. The record is from the annotation of a GenBank genome assembly.